Fimicolochytrium jonesii is the source of this 934-nucleotide messenger RNA. RefSeq names its product endoplasmic reticulum-based factor for assembly of V-ATPase-domain-containing protein. The coding region runs from base 1 to 627 and encodes 208 amino acids. Gene Ontology annotation, biological process: vacuolar proton-transporting V-type ATPase complex assembly. The transcript has 4 exons. Gene Ontology annotation, cellular component: endomembrane system. Lineage: Eukaryota; Fungi; Chytridiomycota; Chytridiomycetes; Spizellomycetales; Powellomycetaceae. The record is from RefSeq and is a predicted model, not a curated record.
AUGUUAUUGACAAGUCGCAUUAUUGCGGCCGUAGAUCACCUCCUGCAACACGACGACGGCAUAUCAAAAGGCGUUGCGGAUAAGUUGCGAACAUACAGCUCCUCCCAGGAUCAGGAGAACCGCCCAACCACCAUUCCGCAUGGACUCCUCCAGCAAAUAUCCCAGGACCUUCUGAAAACGGAGAAGGAUGGAAAGUAUCAGUUACAUAGGCUGAUGGAAGGCAGUAAGAUUGCUCUGCAAGGGCCGCCAGAACGUGUGAAGAGCCCACAGUUACUUGCAACGCUGGACCGCAUCCGCAUCCAACUCGAGAAUGCCGAAUACGCGGAGAUGACCAAAAACGUCCGAUUGGACUUCCGUGAGGAACAGAAUGGCCCUUUAAGAAUAGGAGCAGAGCUUCGCGGCGCCUUCAGCCAAAUGUCUGCUGUUUUCAACGUCCUGUUCUCGAUCGCGGCGGUCUUUCUGGCCACGUUUUGGAUCAGUGGGACUGUAACAAGAGAAAUUGGAUACAAAACGUUGGUGAGCCUGGCGGCUGCGAUGAUUGUAGCGAUCGCGGAGGGGUGGUUUUUCACUAGGGAUCUGAUCCAGGAGGACAAGAACGCGGAAGCGGGGAAAGAGAAAGCGCCGUAGAGUGUUUGAGGGGUAUCAACCUAUUGCGCACGUUCUUCGACACCGGCUCUCCAUCGGCCAUUCGUAACCGUCGAGCAAAGGGUGUAAAAUUGCACCUCAUGUCGCUUGCGGAAUGUGAUCAAAGUCUAGCGGCCGUAGGCCAGACUGUUUCCUCCGCUCGAUACGCACCACCAGAAGAGAGGCCAUCAAAGGGAGAGACGAUUGCACUCCUGAAGUCACCAUAGGACCGGCAACGUGCUCUAAGGGAAAGCAGCGAGUUUCCUGCGCCUUCCGUCGCUCUUCAGUCUGGUGCACCGCAGUAUUUUUG